This is a messenger RNA of Scatophagus argus, 2195 nucleotides long. It is a transcript of the gene hspa1b, whose product is annotated as heat shock protein family A (Hsp70) member 1B. The coding region runs from base 140 to 2059 and encodes 639 amino acids. Gene Ontology annotation, cellular component: vesicle; cytoplasm; blood microparticle. Gene Ontology annotation, molecular function: ubiquitin protein ligase binding; misfolded protein binding; ATP hydrolysis activity. Lineage: Eukaryota; Metazoa; Chordata; Actinopteri; Scatophagidae. The record is from RefSeq and is a predicted model, not a curated record. Gene Ontology annotation, biological process: cellular response to unfolded protein; protein refolding. The transcript has 2 exons.
UGGUCCAGGCAUUAGUUCAAGAAGAACCACACAGAGGCAAAAGCUCAAGACAAAGGAAACUAGGAGACUGCUGGGAUCCUUCAGCACAUUUCAGCAACAGAGCGAUUAUCACUCAAAGAAUUCUAAAACAAUAGGUAAGAUGUCCUCAGCGAAGGGAAUAUCUAUUGGCAUUGAUCUGGGCACCACCUACUCAUGUGUCGGGGUUUUCCAGCAUGGCAAAGUGGAGAUCAUUGCCAACGAUCAGGGCAACAGGACCACACCCAGCUAUGUGGCCUUUACUGACACAGAGAGGCUCAUUGGAGAUGCUGCCAAGAACCAGGUUGCCAUGAACCCCACCAACACAGUCUUUGAUGCCAAACGGCUCAUCGGGAGGAAGUUUAAUGACCCAGUAGUCCAGUCCGAUAUGAAACUCUGGCCUUUCAAAGUGAUCAGUGAUAACGGAAAGCCCAAAGUCCAGGUGGAGUAUAAAGGUGAGACCAAGACCUUCUACCCAGAGGAAAUCUCCUCCAUGGUCCUGGUUAAAAUGAAGGAGAUAGCUGAGGCCUAUCUGGGACAGAGGGUGUCAAAUGCAGUCAUCACAGUUCCAGCUUAUUUCAACGAUUCCCAGAGGCAGGCUACCAAGGACGCUGGGGUGAUCUCUGGACUAAAUGUUCUGAGGAUAAUCAACGAGCCCACAGCAGCAGCCAUUGCCUACGGCCUGGAUAAAGGUAAAAGAGGAGAGCGCAAUGUACUAAUCUUUGACCUAGGUGGUGGCACCUUUGACGUGUCCAUCCUGACCAUUGAGGAUGGCAUUUUUGAGGUGAAAGCCACUGCAGGAGACACACAUCUUGGUGGAGAGGACUUUGACAAUCGGAUGGUCAACCAUUUUGUGGAGGAAUUUAAAAGAAAACACAAGAAGGACAUUAGCCAAAAUAAGAGAGCGGUGAGGAGGCUGCGUACAGCUUGUGAGAGAGCGAAGAGGACCCUGUCCUCCAGCACUCAGGCUAGCAUCGAGAUUGACUCUCUGUUUGAGGGCAUUGAUUUCUACACCUCCAUCACAAGGGCACGUUUUGAGGAGCUCAACUCAGAGCUCUUCAGGGGAACACUGGAGCCAGUUGAGAAAGCCCUGCAAGAUGCCAAGCUGGAUAAGUCCAAGAUCCAUGAAAUUGUCCUGGUUGGUGGCUCCACAAGAAUUCCCAAAAUCCAGAAGCUUUUGCAGGACUUUUUUAAUGGCAGAGAACUGAACAAGAGCAUCAACCCAGAUGAAGCUGUGGCCUACGGUGCAGCAGUUCAGGCUGCUAUCCUCAUGGGUGACACUUCAGAGAACGUCCAAGAUCUGCUGCUGCUGGACGUGGCUCCCCUGUCUCUGGGUAUUGAGACUGCAGGUGGAGUUAUGACGCCUCUAAUCAAACGAAACACCACCAUCCCCACCAAGCAGACUCAGAUCUUUUCCACGUAUUCAGAUAACCAGCCAGGUGUGCUGAUUCAGGUGUAUGAGGGUGAGAGAGCCAUGACCAAGGACAACAACCUCCUGGGCAAGUUUGAGCUCACAGGUAUCCCUCCUGCGCCCCGAGGUGUGCCACAGAUUGAGGUAACUUUCGACAUCGAUGCCAAUGGCAUUCUGAAUGUGUCCGCCGUUGACAAAAGCACAGGCAAAGAAAACAAAAUCACCAUCACCAAUGACAAGGGCCGCCUUAGCAAAGAGGAGAUAGAGCGGAUGGUGCAGGAGUCCGAAAAGUACAAGGCUGAGGACGAUAUGCAAAGGGAGAAGAUUUCAGCAAAGAACUCACUAGAGUCAUACGCCUACCACAUGAAGAGCAGUGUCGAGGAUGAGAACAUGAAAGGAAAGAUUAGCGAGGUAGAUAAAAAAAUGGUAAUUGACAAGUGCAACCAGACAAUCUCCUGGCUGGAGAACAACCAGCUGGCAGAAAAAGACGAGUAUGAGCACCAGCAGAACGAACUAGAAAAGGUGUGCAAGCCAAUUGUGACCAAGUUAUACCAGGGAGCAGCACCUUCAGGAAGCUGUGGCAGCCAGGCAGGUGGCAGCUCUACAGGACCCACUAUUGAGGAAGUGGACUAAAACCAUGGAUGCUGGCAUUUUGUUUACGGAAAUAUUUUGGUCAUAUCGCUGUUCUUUGAUACUGAAAGUGAUUUCACUGCUCUUCUCUCUUGACAUGUCCUAAUAAACAUGCAUUUUGAAAACAUGAACCUGUCUU